AUGAGCAUCGCCUACCUGGGACUGCGAUUUUGCGUGUCUUCCUCACAGACAAUCGCAGCGGAAAGUGCACUGCAAUCGCCAACACAGCAGACUAAUGUGCACACGUGUCGCGAGCAUUGCCUGGGAACAAGCGGCUGCAAGUCCUUUUCGUACGAUGUCAUCGCUCGCACAUGCCAAGUGUACGGCACCUAUGGCCGUUUUGUGUCCAAACGUGGAUCGCUGGCAGGUCGUGCUGACUGUGGCUGCUUUUCGACCAGAAACAUUCCGUGGGUGCUGCAUCAGACGUGGAAGACGAAGCAACUUACUGGAGCGCUGCUCGAUCUGUACAACCAGAAUCAGGCAAAGAGCCCGUCUUGGGAGUUCAAGCUGUACGACGACAACGACGUCCUGGCCUUCAUCAAGGAGCGCGGCACUCCCGAGGAGCUCUCAGCCUACCAGCUCAUCAAUCCGCGCUAUGGUGCUGCCCGCGCCGACUUCUUCCGCUAUUUUGUGCUGUACCACGAAGGCGGAGCGUACAUGGACAUCAAGGAACAGCUGAAGACAGACCUGAGCCGGGUUCUCCAGGAUGAUGAUCUGGCCUUGCUGGACCGUAAAAGGUACCUUGAAGCGUUUCGGCAAAAGACAGGAUACGGCACGUACGAGCAGCAUUGCCUCAUCUUUGCUGCCUUGCACCCGUACCUGCGAGCCAUGCUGGACCGGCUUGUCAAAUUCAUUCACGACCAUUGCGCGACGUUUGGUUCCACGGACCACGAGAUGACCUUCUUCGACAGCGGCUGGACUAAGACGUCGAACCAAAAGCAGGAGACAUUGCGCGUCACAGGUCCCGAUGCACUCGCCGUCGCUAUCCAUGACGUCGUCAUCUCCUACGGAAUAAUGCACCGAGAAGUUGACCUCGGCGCAAUCUGCGACGCGGACGGAAAACUGCGGGAUACCAUGUACGGCACUGCUCAUGCCACUCACUAUGCAAACGCGAAAGGGCCGCUGAUCACGUGCCCUCCAUAUACUAGUCCGUGA
This is a messenger RNA of Emiliania huxleyi CCMP1516, 1014 nucleotides long. RefSeq lists its product as hypothetical. The coding region runs from base 1 to 1014 and encodes 337 amino acids. The transcript has a single exon. The record is from RefSeq and is a predicted model, not a curated record. Gene Ontology annotation, molecular function: mannosyltransferase activity. Lineage: Eukaryota; Haptophyta; Isochrysidales; Noelaerhabdaceae. Gene Ontology annotation, biological process: mannosyl-inositol phosphorylceramide biosynthetic process.